Microdochium trichocladiopsis is the source of this 2285-nucleotide messenger RNA. RefSeq lists its product as uncharacterized. Bases 79 to 1971 code for a protein of 630 amino acids. Lineage: Eukaryota; Fungi; Ascomycota; Sordariomycetes; Xylariales; Microdochiaceae. Gene Ontology annotation, molecular function: protein phosphatase regulator activity. The record is from RefSeq and is a predicted model, not a curated record. The transcript is spliced from 2 exons. Gene Ontology annotation, cellular component: nucleus; cytoplasm; protein phosphatase 4 complex. Gene Ontology annotation, biological process: protein dephosphorylation.
UCGAGCCUCCCAUGCUCGGCUCGGCUGCCAGCACUUGCUAACGUCUCGGGCGCGAACAGCUCUUUAUGGCCUGCCCUCAUGCCGCGCAUUGUUUCCAGGAUAGAAAAGAUCGCCCGUGACGAGUUUCCCAUGCCGCCGAUUCCCGAGCCGCUACCAUACCCAACCACCGAUAUCGACGUCGAGGCUCUGCCGGGCUGGAUAUCGCUGAGGUCAGACUCGCCAGAUCCGCAGCCAGCAAGCCCGCGGUCAUCGCAAGACACAAACAAGGAGAACUCGCCAGCGCCGAGCCCGCGCUUAGAGGUGCCCAUCCCACACGGCCCGGGUCCCGCUGUCGAGCCGAUAGCAGGCGCCAUAAGCACGACGAGGUUCGCAGAAUGGCCGCAGGCCAUCGCCAUACGGCUCGCCAUCAUCACAAACACCAUCGAGACGCUGUUCACGACAUACCCGCCGCACACGAUCCAACGGCUGGCAGAGCUUCUCCUCCAGCCCAAGCGGCACUACAAGUCUCUACCUGCAUUCCUACACGCCGUCGAUCGUGUCGUUCAUGUCACCUCUGGACUGAAUGUGUAUCCGCUCCCUCCCGCCAUCUCAGAAAACUUUAGCGGCACUUUACUCUCCAACGGGGUGUCGGAAGGAUCAGGUGCCGGCGCCGUUCCCGCGCCUUCUCCAUGGGCCACGCCGGGCAGCGACGAGGCUCUGGGCGGUGCCCUCCUGACGCCCAUCCCCUGGCUUAGCCAGCCAACAGCAGCGGUAGCUUCGCCGCCAGCCGGAUCCUCUGCCACAGCGACGCCCGACACCACCGCCGAGGCAGCAACCCCGACGUCGUCGACGUCGCCAGGAUCGGGCUCCGACAACAUGGAGGGCCAGGUCCGCACGGAGAGCACGGAGACCAUCGAGGGGCCCAACGGCAUGGGCAGCGUCGAGACGGUGUCCGUGUCCGUCAACGGCGUCCCGUCCAUGGGCGCCCGCGGCGUCGGCGUGACCCAGGGAGAGCUCCUCAGGCAGGAGCAAAAGGCCGGCGUCGUGCCCGUCAGCCAGCUCGUGCCCGGCCACCACGCGCGGCACCAGGGCAACGUGAUUAUCCAGCAGCGGCUCUCCGCGGCGGCUGCAGGGGCAGGGGCCGGCGCAGGUGCGUCGUCAGGUGCCGCGGCCUCAGCACUGGCGGACAACAACGACAAUAACCCCGAAGACGGCGGCGAGCGAGGAUCCGAAGGCGACGAAGAUCAGAACAUGGCGGUGGACAGCGACAACGGCGGUGCCGGCGGCGGCGCAGCUGCUGGCCGCGCCAUCGCGUCGGUGCCGGCGAUUGACGAGGACAAGCCUCACGCGCGCGGGCCAGAGGAGAUUGGCCUCGAGGACACCGGCCUGCAGCCUGACCCGGCCAGCCAUGUGGGCGGGGAGACCAUUUCGCUCACGACGACCGGCGCGAGCGGGUCAGGGCCAGACAUGCAAGGCAUCAACGUCGAGGCGGCGGUCGGGCGGAAGGCUGCUGAUUCCGGGCACGCAGGCGCUGGCCAUCAUCACCACCAGCAGAGAACCGAUAACAUGGACGAGACGCCAGACGCCAAGAACAAGGAGGAUGGCGAGCCCGGGACCAAGAUGGAGACGGGCGGCAGCGGCAGCACUACCGAGGACGGCGGCGACGCGCCACCGCAGCCUGCCGCCGACAAGAUGGACGUCGACAACAACACCGACGACGCCAGGGGCGGCGCCAACACGCCGGCCGGCUCGUCGACGGGCACGAUCGGCCGCAGCCGCGAGGGCACGCCGAAGCGCGACGCCGAGGGCGAUGCCGGAGCCGAGGAUGGAAGCGACGGGGCGAGGAAGAGGCUCAGGACUAGUCCUCCAGCUGCGCCAAAGGCGGCGGCGGCAGCAGCCAACGAGCAGGAGGCCGAAGGAAAGGGUGAGAGCAAGGAAGCUGUUGGCGGUGCUGGGGAGGGAAAGGAGGAGGAGGACGGAGGCUCGGCGUAGAAGACCGAGUAGAAAUCCAACUUGGACUAUCGUUGACCCAGGGGCGGGGUGUUUCGUCGUUGUGUGCCAUGGGCGAAGCACGGUAUGCAGCGAUGAGUCGGCGGGCAUUUCAAGCCGCGCGAUGGCGUACCAGAGAAAUGGGAAGUACAGCUAGCAACAGCUUACUCGCAUACCGGUGCAGAGUAACUUUGGGAGGUGUGGUAGCCGUUGGGGUUAUUGUUCUUGCUGCUGCUGCUACUGCUUGCGUCACGAUAAUGACCUCUUUUGAAAGCUUACUCACAAUUUUCAUCCUGAUGUUGACGAGUGGUUGGCUC